Molecule: messenger RNA, 1054 nt
Organism: Chiloscyllium plagiosum (whitespotted bambooshark)
Lineage: Eukaryota; Metazoa; Chordata; Chondrichthyes; Orectolobiformes; Hemiscylliidae
Gene: shisal2a
Product: shisa like 2A
Source: RefSeq, a predicted model, not a curated record
GGCUGGGGCUGAGGGAGGAGUGGCGUCGCUGCAGUGAGGUGACUGUGGCUGGAGGAAGGGGGCGGGAUCCUGGGCUGGAGAUCCGGACCCCGGGCACCGGGGACAGCGGACUGACAACCAGCAAGAUGCCGAGCGGAGAGCUGCAGCUCUGCAGCAGCUACUCCAACCUGCGAGGCGAACUGGUGGAACAUUUCAGGUGUCCGAGGAAGGCGGAUGGCAUGGACAAAGUUUACUGCUGCGGUUUCUCGGACCUCAAGUACUGCUGCAGCGAGGCGGACAACUAUUUCCCAUACUCGCACGGCUACAUGUGGUCGCUCAGUAUAGGUGCAAUGGUGGGAUUAGGAAUUGCUGCCCUUGUUUUACUGGCAUUUGUGAUCAGUGCCUUUGUGUUGUGCUACUUAUUUCUCUGCACUAAUCCUCAGAGAUUAGAUUCUGGCCUCAGACUUCAGAACCUGACAACAUCUCCAGUUCAAACAAGAAAAAAGAAAACCAAACAAGGGAUCUUGGAAGUACCAGCACCCACAUCGACAACAGGACACCCGCCACCUGUUCCAGAUAGAAUUGUUCAAGAUAAGCCAUUGACAAUGAUAAUAGAGACUUAAAUUGCAACCAGAAUGUCAUAUACUAAAUUGAAAAAGUUUUGCAUUUUAAAAUAAUUGUUAAUCUUUUUUUUAGUAAGAGCGAAAAUAAAAAGAAUGACUACCGUGUUAUCUGUCAAAUAUAAAAUAGUUGAGGAUUAAUCUUGUAAGUGCAUGAAGUGUAUGUAAUAAACAGUGUUAGGAACAAAUGAAAUGUAACUCUUUAAGUAUCUGUGGUUUAUGACUUUAUUUGGUUCUGUUCCAUAGUUUAAAAUAAAAUAAUUUACGCCGGCUCUGAGAGAAAGAAAGUAAUUCAGCAUAAAAUGAAGAAGAUAUAUGUGUAAAUAACUUGUUACAUAACAAGUUACUCAAGCAUAACUUGAUACGUGUUGUUUGGUAGUACAGAACUUGAAUAUUACUAAAAAAUGCACAUUUUGUCCUUUUUUUGGUUUGCAUUAAUCACCACAAUUCAUAUA